AUGGCAACCCAACAGAAUGGCAGUACAAUAACGGCAAGAAAAAAUGCGUAUGUCACAUUACUAACACGCCCUUCCUACCUCGCUGGUGCAAUCCUCCUCGCCUAUACACUACACAAGCACUCCCCGGACACACCACUCAUCAUCACCUAUACGCCCGACACUCUGCCCGAAACCUCAGUCAACGCCUUCAAACGCGAAGCCGCCCACUCAAACAUAGUACUCUACCCCGUGUCUCAUCUCCGCCUUCCAGAAGAUGGGACAGAAUCCGGCAUGGUCGCCGAGCGCUUCAUCGACACAUGGGCCAAACUCCGGGUCCUAGACUUGCACGAGAUGGAGCAGAAGUUUGAGAGAAUUUGUUGGCUAGAUGCUGAUAUGAUGAUUUUUUCUGAUCCGAGUCCGCUUGUGUUUAGUGAGGCGAAUGAUGAGUAUCUCAAGGGUGGGGAUGGCAUGCGGGUCAUGGCGGUACAUACUUGUGUGUGCAACCUCGAUCAUGACUCCUGGGCUCCUGACGACUGGAAACCAGAGAACUGUGCAAUGACGAGACCCACAGCGCCCGACCAACUUGCCACGGUAGCGCCACAGCCAGCGACCCUCGGCAACUUCAACAGUGGAACUUUCGUGUACCGUCCCUCUGCCGCCCUCUCGCGGUUCGUAAAAGCCAAAUUCGAGGAACUGGGCAACAAAAAGCUCCGAGCGAUGAAGUUCCCAGAUCAGGACUUCCUAAACGAAGCCUUUGAUGGACGCUGGAGCAGUCUGAGCUGGAAAACCAACGCGCUGAAGACAUGGCGGUAUUGGCAUACUAAUAUCUGGCGCGACGACCAGGUCGCAGUACUCCACUACAUUGUCGACAAGCCGUGGGCGGCGCGCGUCAGCGAGGAUGGCACAGCGGGGUAUCUGGGGAAAGACGGGGAAACGCACAAGUGGUGGUGGGACGAAUAUGCAAGGUGGGAGGCAGAAAGAAGGCAGCAGGGAGAGACGGUCUUGCUGGAAACAUUGGGCAUGUAUGUGGCGGGUGGACGAGGCGAGAAGGAAAUGCAAGCAAUUGGCGGCGGAGCACAGGAUUUUGCAAAGAAGUGGCCUGCUAAGUCGCCUGAGACUCAGCAUGGGACGCAAGAAGCAAGAGGAGAAGGAGCAAAGGAACCGAGUGAAGAUCCAUUGAAUUCAAGAUAUCACGGCCCAGUGUUGAGGAAGAAGAUGUUGGGCGAGAGGGGCCACGGAGCAGUCGUCAAUGGCCGGUGA
Molecule: messenger RNA, 1239 nt
Organism: Plenodomus lingam JN3
Lineage: Eukaryota; Fungi; Ascomycota; Dothideomycetes; Pleosporales; Leptosphaeriaceae
Molecular function (GO): glycosyltransferase activity
Source: RefSeq, a predicted model, not a curated record